Molecule: messenger RNA, 2258 nt
Organism: Anopheles arabiensis
Lineage: Eukaryota; Metazoa; Arthropoda; Insecta; Diptera; Culicidae
Exons: 5
Coding region: 577-1524 (315 amino acids)
Source: RefSeq, a predicted model, not a curated record
AUAUAGUUAUGUGGCAUUGGACACCAUCACGUGACACGACACAAUGCUUUACCAUUUUGCAGCGCGGCACAUUCCAUCUCUUCAAGUUCCCACGGGCGCGCAUCAUCGGACACCAGCCGGGCCGACAACGCAGACAGCACGGUCGCGCGACAUCGGACACCAGCCGGACGCAGACAGCUCCCACAAACAUACACCGCCAACCGAGCCGAAUAAUAAAUGUACACCGCAUAAUUGGCGCAGCCGGGUAGGCACUAAAGAAAAGUGACGUCAUAGUGAGAAACAGUGGAAAGUACUGAACUAAUAACACAGUACAACAGUGAUCCCGCAAAGUGCAUCGUGAUCUACGAGCAUCGAGCAUCCACAAGCACCAAGGACGGCAACGUCGCUGAGGAGUUGAGGAUCCCCCCGCUAAGACGCACACGGAGCACCGUCAUUGUUUUCUUGGCCUUCGCCCAAACACGACUUCAACAUAAACCGUAUUGUUCAUUUUCAGACUGUACAGUGUAUGGCAACGUAAACGAAAGCCCCGACGACACAGGCCAUGCAUCAGCGUCAAGAUCCUUACCGACCCAGCCAAUGGAUUUCGUAGACACCGGGUCGGCAGGAUUAGGCCGAGAGCGUAUCAGUGAUGCGGGACGCAAAGACCUCGAUCUGUUCAGUCAACUAAAACAUAUGCAACCAAUUCCCCGCAGUGGGGGCCACCGAUCAGUACCAUCGACCGCUUCCGAGUCCGAAAUGGCUGGCGUAAGAAGAUCACUAGCAACGGUCCUUCAACUGUUGCUUCCGUACGGUAGGCUGCAACAUCGACCACAUCUGUCAGCGGAUGAUGCGAUCGGUUCCUACGAAGAGGAAGCACUGUUCGGUGAACCUUUGGUUCCCGAUGGGCCAGACACGGCGAACUAUAUGCUUCACGGCAAACUGGUUGAGAUAGGCCCAAGACAGCGCACUGCUUUUGGUAGUUCUACCGACGGGGAGAAUCGUAAUGCCGGAACUUUGGAUGAAUCCUUCGGAAUCGUAGGUCAAAAGCGGGCCGCUGCUCUUCGCUCUACCAUGGCACGUCGUUCCCAUAUUAUGCCCACGCAGGGUGGAGGAGGCGGUACGGCGGCGGAGGAGGGCAGCUUUAUGCCUUCCAUCAGUGUUGGUGAGUUUUACGGCGCGCUGACAAACCUGGGCGAUUUCUUCCAGAACCUUAAGCACAAUCUGGAAUCGCUCGAGUCGAAGAACUUGAACAACGAUCAGGUGAAGCUGCUGGAGGGUCAAAACAUGAUCAGCAAUCUACGCAAAGGGUUCUUCUAUUCCAGAGUUUGUCGAGGACUAUCCCAAGCCGGCGGGCAGUGCCGCUUUCCUGCACGCCAUCCGGAACUAUCGGCCCUCGCACCGGAUUCGAGCGCUGGUUUCCACCGUGCCGGAGCUGUACCGUGGGACCAACUUUCACGAUCCCGUGUACAUGCUUGCCGGACUCGGAAAAUGAGCUACCCGCCAACCAUCCGACCGCCCCACUCGGUCCUGCUGGCGUCUUGCUAGGUAAAUCGGAGGCAACAGCGCCUAAACGCUCGCCGCACCAUCCUGGAUUGAUGGACGCUUGUUUGUCGCCUCCCGCCUUCCCUGGACCGGCACGGAUACGGCGGUGGUGUGCUGGACAUUCGAAACAUCAACAUAAAGGCCAUUCUUCUUCCCCAUUGUGCACGCUACCUUCGUAUGGAUCACAAUCUCGGUUCCAUUUGUUGCCCUGCUCGUGUACUGAUUGUAAAUAAGCGCCAAUUUGUUGCUAGCUGUAGAAACUAUUUCCACCGUAACCACUUCCUCUAACAGCAAAAAAAAAAUAAACGGAAGAUCUAAUACACCCUGAAAUACUAUAAACAGUACUACAGGUAAACAUAUUAAACUAUGAAUGCAAAUACCAACCAUACAUAUUAUAAUAAACAUAAGAACAGUGUACCGAUCAUUGGGAAUAGAUCGAACAACAAAGCACCAAAAUUGCUUGGUACAAAAUUAAGAAAACCAUUUUACGAUUGUCAACGUAGUUGGCAUAAAAAAAAGAAACGAAAGAAAUUGAAAAAUGCGAAAAACUCCCCCGGCAGCCAUUCGGUGGGAGGCAAACCUGAAACUAUGAAACGUAGCUCGAUCAAAAUAUACGAAGAACAAACAACACAACACAAAACAUAACGUAUGUUACGCACUGAAAAUGAGUUUUCAUUAUUACAUGUCAAUAAAUUCUACCAACCGUUGUUUCGCUUUUGAUGUGUGGAAUAAAUUAA